This is a messenger RNA of Impatiens glandulifera, 1274 nucleotides long. RefSeq names its product bifunctional phosphatase IMPL2, chloroplastic. The transcript is spliced from 8 exons. The record is from RefSeq and is a predicted model, not a curated record. Gene Ontology annotation, molecular function: histidinol-phosphatase activity. Lineage: Eukaryota; Viridiplantae; Streptophyta; Magnoliopsida; Ericales; Balsaminaceae. Bases 76 to 1086 code for a protein of 336 amino acids. Gene Ontology annotation, biological process: L-histidine biosynthetic process.
GUUCUUCCUUCUUCAGCCGCAUCUUUCUUCUUCUUCUUCCAGGUUCUUCAUUUUCCCGCCUAUUUAAACAACAAAAUGAUCUCUCAAUCCAACAUUCUCUCGCAAAAUCCUUCAUUUCUUCACCUCUCUUCAAGGUCUCCACCCUCGCUCUUCAACGGAACAACCAUACACUUUCCUUCCAAUCCUUCUCUCUCCAAUCUCACCUUCCGUCCUCUUCUUCACCGUCAGAUCUCACCAAUCAUGAAUUCAAAUUCCGAUCUCUCCCUUCAGAUUUCUCCCGUCGAUUCCGAAUUCGAUCGAUUCCUCGAAGUGGGUAACGAGCUGGCCGACGCCGCUGGCGAGGUCAUUCGAAAGUACUUCCGCAAGCGUGUUGAUAUUAUGGAUAAAGAAGACUCGAGUCCUGUGACGAUUGCGGAUCAAGCUGCUGAAGAAUCUAUGAUUUCCCUCAUACAACAACACUUCCCUUCUCAUGCAAUUUAUGGUGAGGAAAAUGGUUGGAGGUGUAAAGAGAAGUUUGCAGAAUAUGUUUGGGUGUUAGAUCCAAUAGAUGGUACUAAAAGCUUCAUCACAGGGAAGCCAUUAUUUGGAACCCUCAUUGCUUUGUUACACAAAGGUAAACCGAUCAUGGGCAUAAUUGAUCAGCCUAUUCUAAAGGAGAGAUGGAUUGGAAUGAAGGGAAGGAAAACUAUAUUAAAUGGGGAAGAAAUCUCCACACGAACUUGUUCUAAGCUUUCACAAGCUUAUCUGUACACAACUAGCCCUCACCUGUUUAGCGGAGAAGCUGUAGUAGCAUUUGAAAGAGUUAGGAAUAAGGUAAAGGUUCCCCUUUAUGGUUGCGACUGUUAUGCCUAUGCUCUCCUGGCUUCGGGUUUUGUCGAUCUCGUGAUCGAAUCUGGUCUUAAGCCCUAUGAUUUCCUUGCACUAAUACCAGUAAUAGAAGGAGCAGGUGGAAUUAUAAGUGAUUGGAGUGGGAAAGAACUUCAUUGGGAACCUUCUUCAGAAUCACAACCAAAAAGUUUCAAUAUAAUUGCAUCUGGAGAUAAGAACCUUCACAAGUUGGCUCAAGAGGAAUUAGAAUGGCAGUAGUAGCUUGAAACAAAUUUUAAUUUAAUCUUCUCAAAUUCUGAUUUUGUUCCAGAUUUCAUAAAUAAUUGAAUCCUUUCUUCUAAUUUGAUUUGGAUAAAUAACAUUUAAAAUUCAUGAAAGUGAUUUGAUUUGAUUCAUUACAUGUUUAAAAUGAAAAUCAGAAACAAACAAGAGGGGAAAAUAGUUUU